AUGAUGUUCAAGCCCUCCACCGUUCUCUACGCCCUUCUCGGCCUCGCCACCUUUGGCAACGCCGCUGCCGUCCCUGCCGAGGACACCACCGCUGCCGCCCCCCUCGAGAAGCGCGUCUGGCUCAGCAACUUUGACAUGCAGGCUCUCUGCAGGCAGCAAGUCCACAACGCCGCGUCUGCCAUUCGCAAGGGCAACAAGUGCCAGGAUUGGAGGUGCAUCUACAACAACGUGGAAUAUCAUGCCAACAUGGCACUGUACUGCUCCGACAAACACGGUACUCAGGCGUAUGCUGCCUGCGGUGGUGGCACCGUCUGGGAUUGGCAGUGCCACGAUCGCAACUAA
Molecule: messenger RNA, 342 nt
Organism: Podospora pseudopauciseta
Lineage: Eukaryota; Fungi; Ascomycota; Sordariomycetes; Sordariales; Podosporaceae
Exons: 1
Coding region: 1-342 (113 amino acids)
Source: RefSeq, a predicted model, not a curated record